Molecule: messenger RNA, 4067 nt
Organism: Diorhabda carinulata
Lineage: Eukaryota; Metazoa; Arthropoda; Insecta; Coleoptera; Chrysomelidae
Gene: sqd
Product: RNA-binding protein squid
Exons: 8
Coding region: 2630-3646 (338 amino acids)
Biological process (GO): regulation of gene expression
Cellular component (GO): nucleoplasm
Molecular function (GO): RNA binding
Source: RefSeq, a predicted model, not a curated record
GGGACACUCUGUAGAAUACAGUGGCGUAACUAACAGUUCGAUGAGCCAUGAUACAUACGUGAAGUAACAAAUAAUUAUUUUAAAAAGCUUAAUUGGGUUAAAUUUAUACUCAACCACUAUUGUGUAUAACUUCGCAUAACUGGGUAUAAUAUAUCCUUCCAUCUGGAACCCGAAAAUAAUCAGCUAGUUCAGCAACUUCUUGUUCCGAUAAACCAAUUGUGGCUCUUAAUUGUCCAUUUAUGACAGAAAUAAAUUGUGAUUCUAAAAAAUAUUUUUAUUAUCUAAAUUUAUGUCUAUAAUGUUACUUUAUUUAAAAGUUGUUUCAAUUACUGAACGAAAUAUUUACUUUCCUAUUACUCCUAAUAUAUAGGCAACUAAUAAUACAUAACAUAAGUUUAUGAAUUCUGAAUUUUAAAUAAUGAAUACAGUCAAUUUUCUAAUGUUCUCAUAAAAAGAUUUUUUAUCAAAAAUUUUCAUUAUCAUCCAGCCCAUUUAUUUCAAAUUAUUGAAAUAGUAAAUUAAUGUAAAGUUUAUAAGAGAGAGUGGUGUAAUGUUGAUUGCCUACAUUACAAAUCAUAUAAAAGAACUCUUUAGCUGAAACUAAUCGUUUUUAUAUGACAUUAAGGGUACAUUCCACUAAGCGUUAACGGAGUCUGAAAUACACUUUUGGACGUACGCGAAAACGUCAUUACUAACGUUCCCAACCUUGUCAAGAGGUUGCUGAAAGUGAGCUUUGAAAUAAUUAGCGGUAUUUUCAAAACUCCAGCAAAGCCAAUUGUAACCAUAUCAUUAUUUAAUGUAGUUUGGGAUAUUAUAAGUACGUUUGAAGCAUUCUUGUGACGCACCACCAAAUAUUUUACUAUCGCCACAUUUACUUUAAUGUAAAUCAGUUAGGCACUCCACUAAAAAAUUUAAUAACAAAUUAUAACAUAUCCUCUAAAAGCUUUCGCUUUAUUUUUUCUAUUUUGCCAUUUGUUGUUAUUUAUCUUAACGCUCAAAACGCUUCGUAAGCCAUUCCACUUCGAUUUACGAUUAUAACUCUCUGGACUAAGUGGAGCGGGAAAUAUCGUGGUCUUGAAUAUAUUUGUCGAGAGUGCUUAGUGGAAUACACAAUAAAUAAAAAUUUAAUCAGUUUUUUUGUACCUGAAAUCAAAUUGUUUUUGUGAGGGUCUAGUGGUUGAAAAUAUUCGAAUAAAUUUAUGCCCAUACGAAAAACUGCAGCUCUUAUUUUGUUGCAAGUACGCCAUACGUCCCCUAAUUUAAUUUCCUAAAAAUAUCAUAUUAAAUUUCACAGAAAAGAAGUUAAUACUCCUUACCCUGGUAUGAGGCAUUUUGAUACAAUAUUGAAAAAAAUUUAACAAAAUAAAUUACCCUCCUCCAACUAAAAAUUCAUAAUCUGACAAUUUAUGUACCUCCGCAAUGAAAUGUGUCAAAAAAAAGGGGAAGCUAUAGGGAAAAUCUAAUCCAAUCUACAAUAUAAACUAAUCCUUCAAUAAAUGUUUAUUUCAUCUAAAAAAAUUUUCAUUUUCAAAGGAUUAAUACUUUUUGAACACUCCACGACAUCUAUUGGAUGAUAAUAAUAGCUUUUCCAGAUCACUGUUCGUUUUAAAUUUAUAGUAUAAAAUUCGGUACGUGUACGUAUUACUUGUCUGAUCCUUAAUUGAAUAUAAAAAAUUCUAGAGAAAUAGUAGAAUUUGACAACGGUAAAUAAUUUAGCCUGUGUAUAUAAGUAAUUAAAAACAAAUAAAGUAUAUUCCAAUUAACAUAUCAAGUGAAAUACAAUAAACUUACUUGACCUUGGACUUUAGCAUAGUCGGGUCAACGAAACUUGAAAUUUCCUUAAUUGUUUAAGGGAAUCUUAUAAUUUCAGAUUAUAUGAAUUUAUUAAAGAUAUUCUCCUUAAUUUAAAAAUAAUCAGCUAAUUAUUUUUAAUUAAUGUUACAAAGCGCAAUUUCUUUAUAAAGCAGAGUCUAUUAAAAGUAUCUUCAAUAAUAUCAUAGUUUUACUAAAAUUUUAAUAUUUUAAACAGAUCCAUCAUAAGUUUUUCAUAAAUAAUUUGUUUUCCACAGAUUGACUGUUUUCUUCCAAAAAUGGUUGAUUUCUUUCAUCUUAGUAUUAAUAAGUAAAGUAAAAUUAUCAAGAAUCAAGAUUAUAAAUAUAUUAUGUACUAAAUCCAAAAAUCUUUAUUUCGAUGCGCCACUGUUUAGAUAACAGAUCAAUGAUCUUCUUCGUCGGUAAAAAAGAUAUUCACAUUAUCAAAAUCUACGAACAACGCUAAGACUAAAAGCCAUAUUUCUAUCUCAUUUUAUAACAUAUAUUAAUAAGUUGCCAACGUCACGCCGUUUUGUAUUUACUCUUUGGGAGAAGCCAUUUAUGGUAUUAUGCGCAUUAAAAAGUGGAUCGGCUUGGAAACAGCGUGCUUCGAUUGGCUACAUUUACCGGUUAUGACGUGGAGGGGAGUAGCAUAACGAUUUUCUACGCGUAUUUGCUUGCCGGCGUCGGCCUUCCGUUCUCUUCUCUUCUUGUCAUAGUGAAGGUAGGACGUGGUGUGUUCAUUACUUGUAGUUUAAAUAGAGUUAAGUUAUUUAUAUUAGAUUUCUAAAUAUCUGUUGAAAAACAGGCAGUUCCGAUGGAGAACGGUGAAGAUUUUUCUAAAGAUGUGUCUGCUGAAGCUCAGCAAAACGGUUCAGGAGAUGCACAACCAACUGACAGUGGAAGUGCAGAUACGCCCGGUCGAGAUGACGAUAGAAAAUUGUUUGUUGGUGGCAUGAGUUGGGAAACUACAGAUAAGGAACUACGUGAACAUUUUGGUCAAUAUGGUGAAAUAGACAGUAUAAAUGUUAAAACAGACCCGAAUACAGGCAGAUCAAGAGGUUUUGCAUUUAUUGUAUUUACCACAACAGAAGCCAUUGACAAAGUAGUAGCUGCAGGCGAUCAUAUAAUUAAUGGAAAAAAAGUAGAUCCUAAGAAAGCCAAAGCGAGACACGGUAAAAUAUUUGUAGGAGGUUUAACGAACGAACUCACUGAUGAUGACAUUAAAAACUAUUUUGCACAGUUUGGAUCGAUAAUUGAAGUAGAAAUGCCAUUUGACAAACAGAAGAACCAAAGGAAAGGAUUCUGUUUUAUUACGUUUGAAUCUGAACAGGUUGUGAAUGAACUCUUGAAAUCUCCAAAACAGACCAUUAAAGACAAAGAGGUUGAUGUUAAAAAAGCAACACCUAAACCUGACCAGAUGGGAGGACCCAUGAUGAUGAGCCGUGGUAUGCGAGGCGGUCGUGGUGGCCCAAUGAGAGGCGGACGCGGAGGUAGAGGCGGUGGAUAUGGUAACCAAAAUUGGAAUCAAGCUUACAGUGGAUACGGUUACGGCCAAGGUUAUGGUUACGACGGAUACGGUCAAGGCUAUGACUAUUACGGAGGUGGCUACGGUGGUUACGGAAAUUACGACUACAACUACGGUAACUACGACCAGGGAUAUGGUUAUGAUGGAGGAUAUGGUAGCGGUGGUGGUGGACGUAACGUUAAUACACGCGGAAAAGGUGGAGCUGGUGGUGGAUACCAAGGAAGUGGUGGUGGUAGUGGCGGCGCUGGUAAACCGCAAAGGGGAGGUGGACAACGCAACCAAAGGUUCCAACCCUAUCAGAAGUGAUAGGAUAAUAAAUACUAGGAUAGUUUUGUGAUUUAACAUUUUCCGGUUUUAAUAAAUCAUCUCAUUUACAGCCCAAUUUUCCAAUCAUUCCAUUUCAUCGCGGCGCUUGGAAAAUACCGACAACGUACAAAAAAAUAUGUUUGAGUUCAACAUAAAAUGUCGAGAUUUUAUUCACUUUUGUUUCUCAUCUCUUUUGAUAUUUGAUUAGGAAAUGUUCAAAUUAGAAAAAAAAUUGUCUUCGAUAUUGAAUAAUAAUUACGGAGUCAGUCCGAUUUUCUUUUUGUAUUGUAUUUUGAUUUUAUUAUUUAAAUCUAGUAUGAUGUAAACAUAGGCUUAGGUUUAUGUAAUUUGUAUGAGUGGCGGAGGCGUUGUGUACUUCCAUUGUAUGACAAAAUUUAAUAAAUGGUAAAUUUUGUGUAAA